This is a messenger RNA of Erythranthe guttata (spotted monkey flower), 387 nucleotides long. NCBI's taxonomy places the organism in Eukaryota, Viridiplantae, Streptophyta, Magnoliopsida, Lamiales, Phrymaceae. The record is from RefSeq and is a predicted model, not a curated record.
AUGGUUUUCUACCUCGGAAGAGCUCCGAACGGGACUAAAACUACUUGGAAAAUGAAUGAAUAUAAGGCUGUUGAUUAUUCUAAUUGUGAACCUUCAAUUCAUAAUUCCUCCUCAUCAACUAAUGUUGCAGAUCCACAGUUAAGGGAAGAAGUUAGCUUAUGCCGAAUAUAUACAGGAUCAAGAAGCAUAAGGGCAUUCGACAGACGGCCAACUUCCGAGCCCGCAGCGGAGGCGGUGCACCACCACUCUAGUGGCGGCAGUUCAUCAUCAUCAUCAUCACCGCCGGCGGCAGCCCAGAAUAUUAAUACAGCUACUGAUCAGAACUCCGAGGGCGGCGGCGAACCAUGCUGGGACGCUGAUCAGCUUUUCAACUGGUUCUUUACAUGA